AUGGCCAGUAGAGUGCUUUUCACUGAUGCAGAGGACAGAUUAUUAGCUCUAGGAAUUCUGGAAUAUAACAAUGACUGGGCAGCAAUACAAAAGCGCUUUCUUCCUUGUAAAUCAAAGCAUCAGAUAUUUGUGAGACAAAAGAAUCGUAGCUCCUCCAAAGCUCCUGAUAAUCCAAUUAAGGAUGUGCGCCAUAUGAAGACAUCUCCAUUGACAGUCGAGGAGAAACAAUGUAUCCAGGAGGCUGAUAACAAUGCUUCUGAAGAUGUUGAAAAUGAUGAUGAUUCAUAUGUCAAUGAAGCAUUUUUGGAAGACACAGAUAGUAGGAGCAUGAACUUGAUGCCUUGUCAGCUGUCCUUAUCAAAACAUGCUGGAAAAAGCAUGAUGAUGCAGUCAGGCACAGGUGUCAAUGAAGAAUGUGGUGCUACAUGUGGUUACAUUGAACCGCAGAAAGGAAGUGGUGCGAAACUUGAUGUAACCACCUCAUAUAUACCUUUUAUGUACUGCCCCUCUGAUGGCCCAUCAUAUGUGAGAACACCUUCCACUGCAGCUCCAGUGGUAUCAUGUGGAUCUCUGGACCAACUGCCGGCUUCCAAAUUGAGUAAAGAGAAAGGUGGUUGUGUGGUCAAGUUGGCUCCAGACUUGCCUCCUGUGAACCUUCCACCUUCUGUCCGUGUCCUAUCUCAGCUAAAUCUGUUCCCUGAUCACAGAGCUAAUUCUAGAUUGCAGCAGAAUGAGAUCUCUAAUGAUAAUGCUACGGAGGAUGGUGCUGAGCAAGAUUUGCAGAUGCAUCCUUUACUGUUUCAGUAUUCUCGAGAUGUGGUUUCGUCAUAUAGUCACCUGGUUCAAAAUCUUAUUAAUCAGUCAAGAAAAUAUGAUCUUUUCCCCUUAGAGAAAGUUCGAAUUGAGAGAAGUAACAGCCAGACUACAGGUUCCACCGAAAAUGGUACUGUAAAUGCUAACACUAUCGACUUCCAUCCUCUCUUGCAAAGAAUGGAAGUUGAUGUGCAUAAUGAAGUAGCAGAAUAUGAUAGUAACCUUGAUUACCAUAAAUACAGGCAGUUACAGCCUGCCGAACAGGCUCCUGAUAAUAACAUGAGCAAAGUCCCAGUAGAUGACCAGUCAACAGCUGGGCAAGCAUCCACAAGCCCUUCUGAGAGGGAGACAAGUAUUGACUUGAACAUUCAUUUAUGUUCUCCAACGGCCAUAAAAGAUUCAAAUGACUUCAGAAGUAGUUUUAGCAGAUCAAAUGUUCAAGAUGAAGUUUCUAGGAAGGACAAAUCAAGUGUUCCAGACCUCGAGGUUGUAAAUUCCCAUUUUCAUCAUUGCAUUCAAGAACCUAAUGAAGAAUCAAUGCAAGGAAUUGUAAUGGAGCAAGAAGAAUUAAGUGAUUCCGAGGAAGAUAGCCAGCAUGUUGAGUUUGAAUGUGAGGAAAUGGAUGAUUCCGAAGAGGAGCAAGUUCAGGGUCCAGAAGCCUCUCCAAUUCAAAAUAAGGGUAUCUCAGCAUCAGUUGUUUUUGGGGAAUUUUAUGUUAGUAGUGACCAGAGUCAAAUCCAGCAAGGAUCUGUUCAAAAGGAUAAACAGGGUGCAAGCUCGAUGCAGAAAAUGCAAGUUCCUUCUCGGUUAGUUGCUGUAUAUGCGUUCAUCGUGUGUACUGUGAAUAGAGAAAUGUAUCCAGGCCUGAUACCUUGA
Messenger RNA from Miscanthus lutarioriparius, 1689 nucleotides. The record is from the annotation of a GenBank genome assembly. Lineage: Eukaryota; Viridiplantae; Streptophyta; Magnoliopsida; Poales; Poaceae.